AAAUUAGAUGAGGGGAGAACACUACUAUUUUUUUUUUUUAAUUUGAUGGCUGUAAAUCGGAGCAUAGCUGACCAAAUUUUAAAUAAAAUGCCUGAGACAUUUACAAUUUAGUUAUUUCUGAGGCUUUCUUUUUUUUUUUUUUUGAAUUGAUAAUAUUCUUCAAUAUCUUUACUGCAGUAUAAUAUAUUGUUGGAUUAAUUAAGUAAAUAAAUAAAUUAAAUAAAUUAAAUAACAAUGUUUAAGAAAUGUACGUUUCAUCAAAAUUUAACUGGCGUCUUCUUUCGUCUGCUGACCAGUUACAUCUCUGUUAUCGGUUACUAUCGAUUAUUGAUUACUUAGCACUACUUAACUAUUUGGUCAAUGCCUAAUUAUUGUUAGUGAGUAGUCUGUAUCGAUUGCACAGAAAAUGAACAAAGUUGUCCUUUCUCGGGCUUAGGAGAGGCUGAUUAUUCUAGCUCUUAUACUUGCUGAGAUCCUUGCGUUCAUACAGACGGACAGAUAGACAGACAUACAUGGCUAUAUCGACUCGUCUAGUCAUACUGAUCAUACUUUGUGGGGUCUGCCACGCCUCGCACAAAAGUAAUGUACCCUACGGGAACAGGGUAUAAUUAAAAGGCACAGCUGCCCCCGAAAUUGUAGUUAAUACACGUGUAGCCCUGAAUUUGCAAUCGGCAGACAAUUUUUGUCAACAACAUUUGUCGAGUACAUGGAGCCAGUGGUGAAUCGGAAUGAAAAAAUCUAUUUUGAAUGUUUAUACUGUUUCGUAUGCGCAAGUAGCUGGCAGACAAAAGGCACCUCUUUCGCAACAUUCUGCUGUCUAGUUGCAAUGAAUUGAACGCACUUUAGUUUGCUUCUAGGAGUAGUAGUACAAGUAGUACCCAUAUGCAUCUAAAAACGCUUAUAAAGCAUGCAUUUUGCUAUCGGGACCUCAAAACGCUGUGAUGAUAAGUCGCUGUCACAGUUGAGUGAAAAAUUGCAUUUUCCUCAACACUAGAGUGCCAGUCACUUGAAAGUCAAAAGCAUUGGCAGCUUCAACAGAACAUGUGCACGAUUUAUAUUAUAUACUUAGAGGAGUGUGUGUCAGCUUCAGCGACAGGUUCUAUACACGUAUACCACAUGCAUAUUCAUAUACUGUUUGAGUGAACUGUGCAUAUAUACUUGUGACUUGUAUGCAAGUGUCUCGCUCCACUGCUACUUCUUGCUGAAAGCUGAUGGGAUCUCGUCAAAAACUUAUGACAUAUUGCUACCGGCUGGAAACUUGAUGAAUGCAACUUAUGAGUAUGUGAGGCGUACAACUCACUCAUGUGUGUGAAGUGGGCGAAAAGCUCUCCCAGCUCCUACUACAUAGUUGGAGAAGGGACUACAAACAGGGAGUUCGAACAGGAAUGUGCGGAGCCAAUGAUGAGAUCUAGAUGAAAUACUUCAGCUACGAUCAUAACGAACGGCCCUUAAAACACUCAUAAUAUCCUUAUCCAAGGUGGCAACAGUCGGUCGCUCAGCAACGUGCAACAAACAGCAGCUGCUUCGUCUGCCUCUCUAACAGCACCACAGCCCCGAUUCCUGUCACGUGGACACACAUAUCGGGCGGUUGUCGGCGAUACUCUGGUCCUGCCCUGCCAGGUGGAAAAUUUGGGCAAUUUCGUCUUACUUUGGCGUCGCGGUGCAAAUGUGCUCACUGCAUCCAACAUAAUGGUGACCAGAGAUGAGCGCAUAAGACUGAUAGAGGGCUACAACUUAGAGAUAUCUGACUUGGAGCCACAAGAUGCCGGGGACUAUGUUUGUCAAAUCAGUGACAAAGUAAAUCGUGAUCAGGUCCACACAGUUGAAAUAUUGGUACCGCCUAGUGUUCGUGCUAUACCAACAUCUGGUCAGUUACAAGCCCGGAAAGGUGGACCCAUAACGCUGGAAUGCAAAGGGUCUGGGAAUCCGGUGCCAUCCAUCUACUGGACUAAAAAGAGUGGUGCUGGAAAAUCAUCUGCUCGCAUCGGCGAUGGACCUAUUCUGUCUCUCGAUAAAUUGGAGCGCCAACAGGCGGGCGUCUAUCAGUGUACGGCUGACAACGGCGUAGGCGAUCCUGUGACCGUCGAUAUGCGUCUGGACGUUCUAUAUCCGCCAGACAUACAAGUUGAGAAAUCAUGGAUACACUCGGGCGAAGGAUUCGAAGCUAAGCUCGUCUGCAUCGUUUACGCUGAUCCAGUUGCCACGAUUUCCUGGUACCAGAACUCAUUCCCCAUCCAAACGACAGAUAGACGCAUAAUGUCAACAAGGAACAAUCGACAUACUUUAACCAUUCGCCACAUCCAGCAGGAAGAUUUCGGCAAUUACAGCUGUGUCGCUGAUAACUCAUUGGGACGAUCUCGUAAGUAUAUGGAGCUUUCCGGUCGACCCGGACCAGCUGAAUUCUAUUCACCCAAAUGGGGCCGCUCGUCCGAUAGCUACAAUCUGACUUGGAAAAUCGAUAGCUAUCCACCGUUGGAGGAAGUGCGUCUUCUCUAUCGUCGAGUGCUGAUGAACGACACUUUUCAACAGCCGGGUAGAUGGCACGAUUUUAUUCUUACACCCGAACACCGUCCAGCCACGGAGCCACUAACACACAUAAUGUCAUACACUAUUAAGAACCUGCAUCCCGGAGCUUACUACGAAGCGAUUGUGCAGGCCAAGAAUCGAUACGGCUGGAAUGAGGUCAGCGAUAUAUUUCAAUUCAUAGUCGCUAGCAGCAGCAUUGAUAUUGCCCCCGAAGAUGCCGAGGUGGUGGCCAGUUCCAAAUCCCGCAGCAACAGUGGUGCCAUCAACGACCUUCACAGCGCCCUGUUUCACUUCCUGCUGCUCAUUGUCGUCGCUUUAAAUAACUGUCGACGAGAGAGGCUGCGAUUGGGCUUAGGAUAAGCGUUCACUUCCACCUAAAAAAUAAACUGUGAACUAAGUGGUGGUAUACUUGAUCGAUUCCUUCCCCUUCCCUGCGAAUAAUAUAGGAGCGAAGCGGUUGGCAAACGUUAUUAUAAACCAUGGAACCAUUCUGUAAAGUUUUUAGAUUUAUUUAAAUUUUCACUUAACAUAUUUUUUACAACUACCUACCUACUAUUCAUUAAGCUAUUUUUGUUUUCUUUAUUUUUUUAGUUUACUACAGCAAACUAAAUAUAAAUAUGAAAUCUGUUUGCAUAUGAUUUUCUUCAAAAUACUCGUCAACAUAGAGAAAAUAUGAAAUGAAUUAUGUCUGUACAUAAUAUUUUUAGUAUUGAUCAGCAAUUGAAUUGAAAUCUAGCACCGCAUAUAUUAGUAACUUAAAAACUCAAUCUACGAGUAGGUCAUGUACAUAACUAUGUAUUAGAUGUUGAACCGUGAAAUUAAUUUUGCUUUAUCAGACAGUAUGUAUUCUAAGUAAUUAAAGUUUAAUAUUUAGGUGUGAUUUUUAUUGUGAAUGAGUUUUGUUUUUAUUUAUUAUUUAAAGCAAACUUACAUCUUAGGCAACGUAAUGUAAACUAAAUUAUAAGCCCAAAAUAUUGUACCACCAAAUCGAGAAAAUUAAGAUUAAGUUGAUAAAAAAAAAACAGAGCAAGCUAA
Molecule: messenger RNA, 3561 nt
Organism: Scaptodrosophila lebanonensis
Lineage: Eukaryota; Metazoa; Arthropoda; Insecta; Diptera; Drosophilidae
Product: neural cell adhesion molecule 1
Exons: 10
Coding region: 1690-2886 (398 amino acids)
Biological process (GO): synapse organization; homophilic cell-cell adhesion
Cellular component (GO): plasma membrane; axon; neuronal cell body
Molecular function (GO): axon guidance receptor activity; protein binding
Source: RefSeq, a predicted model, not a curated record